Messenger RNA from Bombus huntii, 1309 nucleotides. Its product is annotated as cytochrome b-c1 complex subunit Rieske, mitochondrial-like. Gene Ontology annotation, cellular component: membrane. The record is from RefSeq and is a predicted model, not a curated record. Lineage: Eukaryota; Metazoa; Arthropoda; Insecta; Hymenoptera; Apidae. Gene Ontology annotation, molecular function: quinol-cytochrome-c reductase activity; 2 iron, 2 sulfur cluster binding. Gene Ontology annotation, biological process: mitochondrial electron transport, ubiquinol to cytochrome c. The coding region runs from base 6 to 725 and encodes 239 amino acids. The transcript has 3 exons.
UAUUAAUGGGUAGUAAUCAGUACAAGCUUCGAGAAGAAAUGUCAUCGUCUUUCGCAUCGAUUUAUUCUCGAUUUCCUUUCGAGAAUUGGUUGAACGCGAGCACACUAACAUUCUCUUUAAAAAAUCGAUAUGCACACACUGACUUACCCAAUGCUAGCUUUCAAGAAUAUCGUCGAAAAUCUCUUCAGAAUUCGAAUGUGUCGACUAAACGGAGCAUCGAUGAGCGAAAAACAUCAAGUUACGUAAUGUCUUUUGUGGGCGGUGUUGCUGGACUUUAUGGGUUCAAGUCUCACUUGUUACAUUACAUAGAAAGUCUGGCUCCAGCACGUAACAUUUUAGCAGAAGCGCAAAUUGAGAUUAAUUUGCAAGAUAUACCGGUGGGAAAGGUAUCAGUAUUUAAAUGGCGAGGAAAACCGAUCUUCAUUUACCAUCGCUCCCAAUCCAUUAUAGAACAAGAGAAAGUAAUAAAUGUGGCGACAUUAAGGGAUCCUGAGACAGAUGAUCAAAGAGUCAAACGAGCGGAAUGGUUGAUCGUCAUUGGAAUUUGUACGCAUCUCGGUUGCAUACCAAUUCCUAACUCCGGUAUCAUACGCGGUGGAUUUUACUGUCCGUGUCACGGAUCUCACUUCGAUGCGUCUGGGCGCAUACGUAAAGGACCAGCACCUACUAAUUUGGAAAUACCAGAAUAUCAAUUCCUCGAUGACGAUACCAUUCUAGUUGGUUGAUUUUAUUGUCCUUAAUAAAUGAUUUACUCGACUAAUAUUUCUAAUAGUAACUAUAUCUUAUUACAUGCGUAAUACUACUGUUUUUUUAAUCACGUCAGCUUUCUUCAUUAAGAAUCUUCUUUAUUGUUUAGUUAUGCGAAAAUAAAUUUACAUACUUUUAUAAAUCCUUCGUCGCAUUGCCUAUUUCUUACAUUUUAAACGCAUGAAACAUAAAAUGUAACAUAAAUAUAUAAUGCAAAAGAGUAUAAUCUAAAUAAACAAAUAUAUUUACUACCACACAUGAAACUUCCUCUGUGUUACUUACUAUUGAUUAAAAUAUGUACUUACUCCAAAAUAUGUACUUAUUCCAAUUGUAAGUAUAACCAGAAAGGAAACAUAGAAAGGAUGAUAUAUAGAAAGGAAUGUCAGAUAGGAAACUUCCUCUUUGGGAAUACCGAUUGAUAUACCAGACAGCGUCGCGUUUCGACCAUUUCCGACUAUUUUCGGUAAUCUUCGGUCAUAUUACGAUACGUUCAUUAGUGCGAUGUUGAACAUACUACGUGAUACUUUAUGUUUCUCAUUUUUUUUUCCUCUAAUCAUUUUUU